Molecule: messenger RNA, 6932 nt
Organism: Sycon ciliatum
Lineage: Eukaryota; Metazoa; Porifera; Calcarea; Leucosolenida; Sycettidae
Product: unconventional myosin-IXb-like
Exons: 47
Coding region: 364-5958 (1864 amino acids)
Biological process (GO): intracellular signal transduction
Cellular component (GO): myosin complex; actin filament
Molecular function (GO): ATP binding; GTPase activator activity; actin filament binding
Source: RefSeq, a predicted model, not a curated record
GCUUUCUGUACCAUGGCAUGGGCCAAGCGCACUUCACAGUGCACACUGCCUGCAUCUUGCAUGCAUGUCACUGCACCGAAGGCUGGAAGGCGGUGAACUUACUGAAGGCUUCGGCAAGUGAAAAAACACGGAUGGCAAGGUUUUAGGAGGUAACAGAUUUUUGCUACUGUUCUGUAGAGGCCAGAGUCAAUGUGUUGUGUGGCUGUGAAGGCAGUGUUGCUUUCCAAGCCACCUUCAUCUUCUGGGUGCUUCUUACGCACAGCCUAAGCUUUCGAGGCAUGACAUGGUAUGAUCUGUAUGUAAUGUGAGCCGACAACCUUUGUAAGUUAUAGUAUACGUUUGAUCUGGAGUUGCGACCCAACCAUGGAUCUCGACCUUGAUGCUGUUCAGGACCGCUUUUUUCAAGGACCAGAGACACAAGACGAAGUGAAAGACAGGCCAGAUGAUUUAUGUAGUCUCAGUGAGCUUUCGGAGGACACCCUCCUCAAAAAUCUUCAACGGCGCUUCGCCGAAGGCAUCAUCUACACAUAUGUGGGUACAAUCUUGGUUUCCGUCAACCCCUUCAAGUACCUUCCUAUUUACAACCCCAAGUUUGGAGAGCUGUACCGUGGGCGUCGUCUAGAUGAUCCGAGCCUCCGGCCUCACGUGUUCGCCAUUGCAGAUGAUUCGUUCACGUCGAUGGUCCGUAACAAGAAAAAUCAAUGUAUCGUGAUUAGUGGAGAGAGUGGCAGUGGAAAAACUGAAGCCACAAAGCUACUCUUGCACCAUGUUAUGCAAGUCAGUGCCAAAGUGCCCACCAGCGAGGAACUUCGCAGGAUUCUCGGUACUGCCCCCGUCUUGGAAGCGUUUGGAAAUGCCAAGACCGUUUCAAACAACAAUUCCAGCCGCUUUGGAAAAUUUGUCAUUCUCAACUUCAGGUCCAAUGGCUCGUACCAAGGUGCCUCCAUUGAGAAGUAUUUGCUUGAGAAGUCCCGUCUCAUCCAGCAAAGCCAGAUGGAAAGGAAUUACCAUAUCUUCUACCUCUUGCUUGCUGGUGCUGACAAGAAGUUGCGGACAAGGUUCUUUCUGUCUACGGACACGACGAAGUAUCAGAUUCUCUCUGGCACGGAGGAUCCUGCCGGAAAGUGCUACACCGUACCCGACGUUGAUGAUGCCAAGGAGUUUGAAGCUCUCAACGAGAACAUGCGCGUGUUUUUCACGCCCAACCAAAUUCAGCAGGUGUUCCAGUUGAUCGCAACCCUACUUAAUCUGGGAAACAUUGGCUUCACUGAUGACGAGUCUGGAGAAGGGUCAGUGGUCAACACUAAUGACUCGCUGCGUGUUGUCAGCAAUCUUUUGCGGGUUCACCGUGAAACACUAGGUGUCGCUCUGGUUACUAAGAAGACCGUCAUUCGUGGCCAGGAAUUCUCCUGCCGCUUCAAUGUGCAAGAGGCUGAAGACAACAAGUGGGCCAUGGGCAAGUGCCUGUAUGAAGCUCUCUUUGAUUGGAUUGUGGCGAAGCUCAACAAUAAGCUCGGCAAUUCCCACACAAAGACCAAAGAUACCGUGUCAAUCGGUAUCCUGGAUAUCUUUGGCUUUGAAGACUUCCAGCGCAACAGCUUUGAGCAGUUCUGCAUCAAUUAUGCCAACGAGCAGCUCCAGCAGUACUUCAUCAAGCACAUCUUCCAGUUGGAGCAGACUGAGUAUGAGCGCGAGGGGAUCAAUUGGAGCUCUGUGCAGUAUGUGGACAACCAUGCGUGUUUGGAGCUGCUGACAAAGCGACCAACCGGUCUUUUCCAUCUUAUAGAUGAGGAGAGCAGAUUGGCACAGGGAAAUGACAAGUCACUCUUUGAGAAAUGUUCCCACACGCACAAGUCACAUUCUUGCUUCGAAGUGCCACAUCAACGCGGUGUUUUCAUUGUGCAGCAUUACGCCGGUCAUGUGACGUACACUGUUGAUGGUUUCCGUGACAAAAACAGAGACUUGAUGCGCCAGGACAUCAUCCACGUGCUGCAAAACAGCCGCACGCCGUUUAUCCGCGAGCUUAUCUUCAAAGAAUCCUCUGCUCUCCGGAGAUGGCGCAAGGCAUUUGACAUCAUUUCCAGCAUUCAGUACUGGAAGUUGAUUUCAGCAUCGGAGGAGGACGUGCAGGAUGAUGAUACCAAUCAGCUGUGUCCUAUCGAUCUCCGUAAGAAGAGAAAGUCAUGGCAUCUGCACAAGCGCGCCAGUGUUGAUAUGGCACAAGUUGCCAAGAUUCAGAAGCCUGCGCCUGAGAAGGAGACAGCUAAAAAGUCUAACAAGAGUCCCACGGUCGGUGGGCAGUUCAUGACAUCUCUCAAUGUGCUCAUGGAGUCGCUCGGACAGUCUAGCCCCUACUUUGUGCGCUGUAUCAAGUCCAAUCCUACACAGCAACCGCUGGCGUUCGAUGAAAAGAAAAUCAUCACGCAGCUCCGGUACUGUGGUAUGCUGGAAACAGUGCGCAUUCGUCAACUCGGUUAUAACAUCCGUAUGCCGAUCGGAGAAUUCUUGGAUCUCUUUGGAAUCCUCGUGCCCAGCUCUGCGAUCGGUAACACACAGCAGUUGGUAGAGGCUCUUUUGGAAGAUCGAGCAAUCAGCAAAGACCAGGCGCAAGUUGGAUCUUGCAAGGUGUUCAUGAAGUCUUACAUUGAGCGCAACUUGCAAACUGCAGUCCAGGCCCGCCUCACGCAUGUAGCUGUUGUCAUUCAACGUUGUUUCCGCCGCUUCCUUGCCCGCCAGCGAAAGGCAAGAGCACUUCAGAAUGUGGACCGCAGUAGUGUCAGUCGAUCAUCCAGAGUUGACAGUGUGGAUAUUGCGCCAUAUGAGCACGGAAUGGUGUCAAGGCAGUCUAUUUGCUCGGAGAGUGACCUGAUAUUAGGUACCAAUCAAGAAACAUCUGCCUCUGCUCUGACAGAUAUAUCUCUUGAUAUGGAUGAGUUGGAUGAGUUGGAUGAUGAUCUUCCUGCUGCUCUUCCUGCUUCUCCUCGUUCUGCUUCAAGCCAUCACUACGAGCAAUUCACACCUGCAAAAGCAAUGCAGCGUUCAAUGUCACACCAUGGGUUUGGGAAACUCGAUGCCUCCAAAUCAAUGCAGGACAUUGCAUCAGCCGACUCAGAUAGCGCAGUGCAAACUGAAGAAAGUCCGACCUCGCCACCUGAAGACACUCCACCCACGCUGGGCGACGAAAUUCCAUCAUCACCUUCUGCAAGUGCACCUAGUCGAAACUUCGAAAGAGCCAAGUCCAUGGUUGGAUUGAGAUCUCAGUCGGACACUAGAUUGUUUAAACCAGCAAGCAAGGCAAAGCCAGUACCCAUACCAAAGAAAAGAACAUCGCUAGCGCAGGAGCCAGAGAGACCGUCUUCUCUCACAACAGACUCCAGUCCAAGUAGGCAGCCAAAGCCCCCAGCCAAGUAUCGGGGGGCUUCAUCAGGGAAGCGUACAAUCUCUGAACCUCCAUCACCUAUGCUGGUGGAAGAGAGAGAGUUGGAAUCGUCAGAGGCGAGUACGAAGAAGUCAGAUGAACUUGACGUACUGACCGAAGAUCAGCCAGAACAGGCUGCCGAGAAAUCUGAAACAUCUUCCGCCCAAGAACCAAUGUCACCUCCCGGCGAUCGACCGUGCUCACCACCCGCACAACCAGUGUCGCCACCAAAACAGCCAAUUCCCCCAGCCCAUGAAACACCACGAGUACCUGCAGCGGAAGAACCAAAGACAGCACCCGAAUCAAAAACAGCACCCCAACCAAAAACAUCACCCCAAGAGCCAAAGGAAGUGCCUAAGGCACAAACCAAAGCUGAGCCUUCGACACCAGUCAAAGAAGAAAAGAAAGAAAUUCCACCAGACUUCUACCACAAGUUGACAUCAGCUAGCAAGAAGUCGUUGAUGUGUGGAUACUGUGGAAAGCAGCUUGGCUCACAAGUGAAGAAAUCCGUGACUUGCACUGCAUGUAAUACCAAUUAUCAUCCCGACUGCAUGCCACUUGAUGGUAUCUGCAACAAGAGUGAGCACAGCGGCCAGAAGAGAAUCAUAAUCGCAUCGCUUGGCGACUGCGAUCGAUUUGGUACAUGUCUCGUGUCACGGUUGGCCCGUCUAAAAACGAUGAAGAAGCUCUCACGCGAUGACCGUCUCUUCCGUGAUACCCUGAAAGAGUAUCACAGUGGCUUCAUUCUUCAGUUUUCGGUUGGAGUGAAGACAGGUGCUGCUUCGGGCUGGAAUAAGUUCAGCUUGUCGCGGCAGCUACUUGAAGACAAUUUUGAAAUCUUGAUGACUGCACUCCUGCCCAGUCAUUCCAAGGCCAACUUUGUCCUCUGUAAGAAGACGUUUGCUCAGCUGCUGGAUGACUUUGAGGCCGCCGGAAACUCAUCACACUCAUCUUCUGGCAGUCUCUAUGAUCUUGCACCGAUGUCGUCCAAGUCGCGCAAGGAAGAGAGCAACAAGUCAUCCCGGGACAGGAAGGAGGAGAAGAUGAUUGAGCAUAACGGACAUCGAUUCCAGAUGGAGAAUUUCACCGUACCGACUACUUGUGAGCAGUGCAAGAAAACGUUGAUGGCUAUGGAGGAAGGCGCUGUUUGCCAAGUGUGCAAGACGACUGUCCAUCCAUUGUGUAUCAAGAAGAUCAAGUCUGACUGCAAACACAAGGGAGAAUCUUUAGGACAAUGGAAUGGUGACAUAUAUGGUGCCACUUUGACGCAAAUGUACACCGUGACGAAGCUCCACAUCCCGACUGUCCUGGAAAUGAUCUUCAAUGAAAUCGAAAAUCGAGGGCUCUUCACCCCUGGACUGUACAGAAAGGGAACAAGUCCAGCAGCUCUCAAGCGCCUUCGUCACAUGCUAUCAAGUAGUCGCAAUGGAAUGAACAUGGAUCUGUCCAGCUUUGACGCACACGUUAUGGGUGCAGCCGUCAAGGGGUUCUUGAGAGAACUAAAGGAAGCAACCAUCCCAGAGCACAUGUACAAGAGUUUUGUGGAGUCUGCAAGGGCUGAAGAAAGCGAACGGAAGAAGUUGGUUCUUGAACUCAUUCCCAGUUUGCCACCUGCCAAUCAGUUUUUCCUUGAGCGUCUCAGUUUCCAUUUGGCAAGAGUUGCUCAGAAUGAAUCUGCCAACAACAUGAAUGCAAAUAACUUGGCCAUCAUUUUCGCUCCCAUCGUCAUUGUUCCGCCGCGCUCUAUGGGGGCAAUGGAAGCUCUUCAGCAAGUCUCACUCCAAUCUGCCGUUAUGGAAACAUUCAUUGGAGCCACCCUCAGCCGCUUGGUCAGCGCUGUCAGCGAAAUAACUGAGAUCGAAACUGAGAAAGCUGUUAUUCAACAAACUAUCGAAGAGCACAUUAAAAAAGAAGCAAGCAAGCCGAACAGUCUUGUUGCAAGUCGUGCUUCAAGUCCUCCUCCUGAGCCGGCUGUAGCUCCAGCGAAAGAUGACACAGAUGACAUCAAGAAGACGCAGGCACCUGCCCAUUCUAGACUUCCCCGCUUGUCAGGCCCACCUCAGAUUGACCUCAGUGCGCUUGAGGCUAUUGGUGCCGACUCCGUCAUCAAGAACCUGCAGAAGAAAAUGGCAAUGCUCGAGAGUCAGAAGAAAAAUCUUACGUCCAAUGUUCAGUCUUUGGAUAUUGAUGAUGGUGAUGAAGAUAAGCCAGCUGCUACUCCUAUUGGACUCAAAGCUGGCUUUCAACUGCCUAUGAUGGGUGUCCCACCAAAGCUUCGUCAGAAGGCACCAGUGGCCUCACCACUCGCCCAACCAGGUGCCAGACCAAUUCCUAGGCCGCCACAGAAGAAAGCUACUACUAAGGCAGGCAAAGCUGGGGGUCUUGAUGUGCCUGCUACUGAAGAUGAUUUUGGCCCAGCCCCUGUCCUCACCCAUGUCAACAAGGGACGGCCACGCGGUGCCGGAGGAAGGCGGCCGCCAACCAGAGCUCAUCGCCAGGCUGUCGCUGCAGAGGCAGAGGCAGACGCAGAAGCUCAAUAGCUGGCCACCUGCAUCUCUUGUAAUGCCCGUGCUUGGCAAGGGUAUAUGUACGCGCUGUAGUGCAUCUGCUUGCCUUGCCAGAUCCUGAAGAAACGACAGUGUCUGUGUGCUGGCUUCGUAACCGUUUCUGCUCAACUGAACUUCUUGUCCACCGGCAAUUCUUACACAAACCCCAUCAGCGUUCGCUUCCUAACCCUUUUUGUUUGCUUCACACACGUUGGUGUGUAGUCCUCCCAACUCUGGGUCAUCUGUACACUCCAGGAAGCCACUUUCCUCUGGUAGCAAUUGCCAGUCUCGGAGUUUCUUUCCCAGCCCUGUGCUGCCUUCAUACCCUCUUAAUAUUAUUAUUCUGCAUUUGCAUGCACGCCUGCACACUUGGUAGGAGCACACACACACACAUACGCAUACACCUGUACCUAUUUUCCAGUUGCUGUUCCCCUGUCCCCCUCCCAUUUAGUUACUAACAAUAACCUCCAUGCUGCCACCAUUCCCUCUAUGAUGCUGCAUUCCAACCAGCUCAAAGAAAUGGUCAUUUUGCAGAAUAGUAUUCAGUCGUUAUCCGUUCUAUGUUUGUUUGCCUGUGCAUGUACGCCCAGACUUUUACAUACUGACACGUUUUGUGUGCAGCUGGGUUUUCUCCCUCAUCUUCUCCCACCCAGUGCCGUACUUUGUACAGAUCUGACCGACGGACACCGCGUUUUGCUUGAGUGGACAUUGUGUAUCUUAUCUUCUAUAGCUUCAUUUCACAGGUUUAUUUCCGGCUUCCUGCUGAGUUAUUUUAUUCGUUUGAGCCCCCCCCCCCCCCCCCCAUCUGCUUAUCGUAUCUAGACAAACUUCUAUUUAUUUCUUCGUUGUCUUUAAGUUUUACGGUGUUCUUCUCGCUCACAAUUGUCUGCACCAAAUUGCUCAUGUUUGUUGGAACUGAAGCACUACGCCGUCCGUUGCAACACCUGCUACCGUGUUUCUUUCUUGAC